Funneliformis geosporum is the source of this 1253-nucleotide messenger RNA. The record is from the annotation of a GenBank genome assembly. NCBI's taxonomy places the organism in Eukaryota, Fungi, Glomeromycota, Glomeromycetes, Glomerales, Glomeraceae.
AGAAUGGCUUCAACCAAAUGCGUUAUAAGGCUCAUUUAAUGGGUACCACCUACGCUUACGAUUUUUCCGAAUUAUUUCGCCAAGCUAUAAGCAUACUAUGGAAUCGUGCAUCUCAAACCUUAAAUAUCCUACAACCGAAUUGGCAAGAUCAUUGGGAAUACCUAGAGUAUACUUGUCAGCAAAUUCUGGUGCAAGGAUUUGAUUGGCUGAAGAAGUUAUUAAUCAUUUUAACGUUUGCAUGGAUUGAUAAAGGAAAUCCAAACAAAGAAAUUGUUGAGGAAGGAGAAACACGACAUAAAAUCACCAACAUUAUUGGAUCAAAAGAUGGGCUUGGUGUUGAAUGUUUGAAGGGUAUUGGAGCUUACUUAGUAAGGUUGGGACAGCGUACAAUUCAAAAUGAGGGUCAACUCAUAAUAUUAACCAGAGCACCAGCAUUGAAUAAAGUGUUGAGAAGAGAAGUUUAUACAGGAAAUCUACAACUUGGGGAUUAUGCAAUGGCUUCUUACGUUCCAGCCGUUCGAAAUUCUCCUGUACCAAGAUUUAUGAAUUCAGGUACUUGGGACAGGGAUGUUAAUUAUAUGCCUCCCAAAGGGCCUUACGAUCCAAGAUGGUUAAUUGCGGGCAAAUAUGAGAUUGAGAGAGAUCCCAAAAGUUGGUGGAUGGCCGAGGACCGUUGUAGUAGGACGCGCACGUCUUGGUGGAAUUCCAGUGGGUGUUAUAGUCGUACUGUCGAAAGUAUAGUUCCAGCCGAUCCGGCUAAUUCCGGACAAGUUUGUCACCUUAAUUCAGCCUAUAAGACUGCUCAAGCGAUUAAUGAUUUUAACAAAGGCGAACAAUUACCCUUAAUGAUUUUUGCUAAUUGGCGUGGAUUUUCAGGCGAACUUCGUGGUGGUGCUUGGGUUGUAAUAGAUCCUACCAUUAACGAUGAUAUGAUAGAAAUGUAUGCCGAUGCAAAAUCAAGAGCUGAUGUACUUGAACCCCAAGGAAUUGUUGAAAUCAAAUUCAGAAAGUCACAAUUGCUUGCAACAAGAAAGCGAUUCAAUUUGCAGAUUUUACAUGAUACACCAGGAAGAAUGAAAUCCAUAGAAACGAUAAGAACAUCGUUAGAAUUGAAGGAAUCUAGAAGAUUCUUUUAUUGGCGUGUUCGAAGAAGAAUAAUAAUAUUGAAAGCGAUAAUCAUGAAAGAAUCUGAUGAAGAAAUUGUGAAAUGGUUUGAAAAAACCUUGGAUGAUGGUAGUGAUAGAUUCGAAUGA